Molecule: messenger RNA, 5718 nt
Organism: Fulvia fulva
Lineage: Eukaryota; Fungi; Ascomycota; Dothideomycetes; Mycosphaerellales; Mycosphaerellaceae
Product: Dynamin-binding protein
Exons: 1
Coding region: 1-5718 (1905 amino acids)
Cellular component (GO): cytoplasm
Molecular function (GO): guanyl-nucleotide exchange factor activity; protein binding
Source: RefSeq, a predicted model, not a curated record
AUGGACCACCGCUCAGACACGCCGCCCGUGCUGCUGAGCCCGAACGGGGCAGGACCCGACCUCUACAUGGCCGCGCCUGACGAUGUUGAUGUUGACCCAUACCACGGACUUGGUGCUACAGCAGGCGGAGCAGCAGCAGGGGCCCCAGCACUAGAGACUGGACCUUUCAGUGCUGCUGCCAGUCAUGCUGCCGCGCGCGCUGCAACAAAACAACUGCGCUCCGCCUCAGGCAGCGCCCUCAACCGGGUACUGCUUCCAACGCCGGGCACCGUCAAAGAUAUGCGAAAUAGGUUCGACCGGAGUGCCGCGGCAGGACCCGGAGCCCAAUCGCAACCACCUGCACUCAGCACCAGCAGAGACAGGUACAGACGACCGACCACGGCCAGCAGGAACGCGCAGCGCUCUCCCACAGGCGGCGGCACCAGCGAGGGCGAGACGAGACGCCUGCAGAAACGCAUGCCCGACAACAGGCUGCCGCGAAAGUCACCAUCGACGUCAUUCGAGCUGUCAAACUCUUCAUUCUCCUCCGGCACCAGCACUGGCACCAUGAAGACAUCGCGCAGUCAGCCUCAUGCCGCCUUCAGCCCCAAACGCGCCAUGUCACCCAGCAAACAUCAGUAUGCCGGCUCGAGGCCUCUGUUUGGGGAGAUCACGGCGGAUGGAAAGUGGAAUGGCAACUUCGAUCUGGGCAACUAUGGACCACUGCCGACCUUCCAGAAAGCACCGCGACGUGGCAGCGAGAGCAGUAUCGCACUCGGCCAUGGACGCAGCCAGUCCCAUCAGGGCAUCUCAUCACCAUACCUAACACAGCCACCCAAACAGAAGCUAAGCCACAAGCGGAGUCGAAGCGACAUGGACCAGAUGAGGCCUCAGGUCAUGCCCAGUAUGCCCAACCUCAGCGCGCAGAUGAUGCCCGGGCUGUAUCCCACACCACCCGAUUCUGUUGAUCGUCAUGCUCGGUACACGAACUCACCUCCGCCGUCGAGAAUACCGGUCAGCAAUCGUGGCAUGUCAGACGACUCGGGUGCUUCUUCCAAUGGCUAUUCUCGCCCACCGUCAGUAAUGUCCAACCCCGCCGAUCGAAGACGACCUGCCAAAUCACCGAGUCGGACCCGCCCGACGACCCCUUCGAAAGGUAAAGAAAACAGCAACCCGAACGCUCGAAGUCGAUACCAUCCUCCGAUGCCGUCCACCCCAUCAGGCCAAACCCUCUCCGCCAAAAUCGUGGCGCCUGUCCCAAAGACUUCUCCUCCACUGCGCUCAUCUCGACCCAGGCAGCCUGUGAGCUCGGCGACCACUUCUGCCAGCCGUGCACGAGCGGCUGAGCGAUUCCACGGUCCUCUAAACUCGAACAACUCAAGAGAUGGCAGAAGACCGAGCGAGCAAUGGUUGGGCAAACCCUAUGAUCCUCCGAGUGAGCGAUCGAGACGGACGAUACCAGAGCUGAACAACGUGGAUUUUGCGGAGAGACGAGAACGAAUACAGAGAGCAAUAUCACAGAGCUUGAAGUCUGCCGAGUCGUCCGAGAGCUUGAAGAGAAGUCAAUCACGGAGCAGAUCUAGAGGCGCUGCUUCGCGUGCUCCUUCGAGAUCGGCUUCCAACGACCAUGGGCAAGCUACAAGAGGUGCAGAUGCCGACACGCAGCGGGACGGGGAUCAAAGGCAAGGCAAAGGUGGGACCUUUGAAAUGUCGCGAUCGGCGCCGGACGACACGACCGCAAAGCACCAAAGCCAUGCACGAACGUUGAGCGUUGACACUGCGGGCUUCGCGGCUCCAAGUGUGGUGAGUCCGGAGCCUCUUACUGGUCACACCGAUCGGACGAUGUUCGAGGACGAGAGUCCUGUUCAUGGCCGGCCCGCAGCGGACCCAGCAACAACUGCCCCUAAACAGGAAGCAGAAGAGCCGCAUAUGUUUUUGGCACCCGCGACGUAUCAAUUGCCAUCGAAGCCCACGGCGAUUGACGUAACGCAGGAUGCGCCUGGGCAAGAGGUGCAGAGUCCGAGUGUCUUGGACAAUGUCAUGCGCAUGCGUGAAAGGAGCCCUUCAACGUCCAGUCGGACAGGUACAGAAUUUGCAGAUGAAAGUGCUUCUGCUGAUCGAAGUCCCAGCGACUUGGGUGAUGGGUGGACCCUCAGCGGGAAUGGCUUGAACGGCGACCAAGGUUCCAUCCGAAUCAUGCUUGAUGAUGACCCAAAUCUCACAGCACAUGCGGAGCACUGGUCCAAUGAUGUCGACCAUCACUUUGAAGAUGCGCAACAAGGUGACCACUCCAAGACCGAUGCGCAAGCAGUGCAACAGUACAACCACGAAGCGUUUACAGCCAAUGGCUACAUGGAAUCCCCCACGGAGGAGACUGAGACAUUCCUUGAUGACCCUGCGCAGGUAACUCCGCGUAGACUCCCCAACCGUGACGAUACCUUGAAGCCCACCGUUUUCAACUACGAGCAAGCACAUGGAGAAGACAAUCACAACGCAAAUGACACAGGCACGUUUGCCAGCGUGCUCGAGUACUACCGUACGACCGGCACAGUCACCGAAGAGAUGCUGGAAGAGCUGAACACCCACAAUAUGGUGGAUUUGCAGCGCAUCUCUGCCAAUGGUGGCUCGAAUGCGCAUAUGAUCGAGCGUCUGCUUGACAGCAUCAUGGGCAACAGGGUGCCGCAAGAGCGAGUCAGUGGCAAGCAGCUGCUGGAGGCGAGCACGUACGAAGUUCCGACUGUGACACCAGACACACCGCCCAUGGCGGAUGACUUCGAGCCAGGUCAUGUGAUCGUGUACGGCAGCGAUGUGAAUACGUCGCACGAGGAAGAUGAUUUUCAAGCCAAGAUUCGUAAGGCAGAUGAAGAUUGGGCACGUCAGCAGAUGGGCGAGGACCCAUUCACUCGACAUCACCAAGAAGAGGACAAGCCACUUCCACCGCCAAAAGAUGCUGGAUACACACCUCGAUCAAGCAGUGGCCCAGUCAGCACGACUUUCGCAUCUGGACUUAGUGAAGGCGGCCUGAGGAUAUCAACAAUUGGUGCACUGGACAUGGCAGACAUCCAAGCAGCUGGUGAUCUCGCUGCGGAACUGACUUCGCCAUCUUCGCUGGUAGCUUCGGCAUUGCAGACCUCAGCGCCUCCAUUGCCGUCGUAUGCGCCACCUCCGGUUCCGCCAGACUCGGCAUCAAGAAUACCAUUUGCGCUCCCCGACAUGGCUUCUGCUAAAGCAUAUUCCGAUCGAGAAUCGAGUGAUCUAUCACCGCAAUAUCGUAAGACCAAUUGGGGCGCGUCAGAGUCGUCGCGGCCGUCAAUCGACAGUCAACGAAUGGCGAUGCAGCUUCCGGGUUCGCAAUCGAUGACCUCUUUUGCUACUGGAGAAUCGACAAGACAGGCUUCAAUUGACACGUGUGGUGACAGCCAAUCCCGACUGACGAAGACAACGUCGCCCGGUCCAGAGCAAAAGCGUCUUCUCAAGCGUCGUCACAUCAUCAAAGAGCUGCUGGAUACCGAGAACUCCUAUCAUCAAGAUCUCAAGAUUAUCGAGGACAUCUACAAAGCGACAUGCACACCGGAGCUCGUGGCUGCUGAAGAUAAGAAGGUCCUGUUUGGCAACUGUGAUGAAAUCGAACGCUUCGCACUGAGCUUCUACGAUGAGUUGCGGAAAGCUGCAACGCAAGUCUAUGUGCCCCCAAAGCAGCAUCGUUGGCUUAACAAGCGUGGCAGUUUCUCCACUACUCAAAGUGAUGGCACGAGUCAGACAUCCCAACAGGAAGGCGUGGACGAUGAAAAGGACCGUACAACCACGAUCGGUCGCACUUUCUUGAUGAACCUGGCGCAAAUGGAGCAAGUCUAUGGAGCAUACCUGAGGAACCACGACGCGGCCAACCAGCGGCUGUCGGCGAUACAGAACAUCAUGACUGUCAAGUGUUGGUUGGACGAAUGUCACGCGAAUGCAAGUGACAUCACAGCAGCGUGGGAUCUUGAUUCACUGCUUGUCAAGCCAACGCAACGAGUGGCCAAGUAUCCAAUGUUGCUGCAGCAGCUUUUGGAGACCACUCCAGCGGAUCACCCCGAUCAUGAGGAUCUUAAAACAGCUGCCAAGGACGCGAUCAGCAUGUUGACGCGCAUUAACGACGCCAAGAAGCGUGCAGAUAUUGUCGAUCAGAUCGUGAACCCGAGCAAAACUCGCAAGGAGUCAGACAUCCGCAGCGGGUUAGCGAAGGCGUUUGGACGUCGUACUGAGAAGCUCAAGGAGCGUGUUGGAAUCGCCGAGGUCUUCCAGGAUCCUGAAUUCGACGAGCUUGCACACAAGUUCGGCGGUCACUUCAUCCGUCUGCAAAUAUGCAUGCGUGACGUCCAGGACUAUGUGCACCGAGCUGACAAGGCCAUUGAGCUGGUUAACAGCUACGCCACAGGUCUUCAGCUCUUCAUUGACCUGAGAACAAAUCCGGAUACUGUCGCUGUGAGCAAGUGGCGCAGGUAUGGUCAGGUCAUCCAUGAGCUGGCCACGACUGCGUUCAACGAGCACAAGGCCGACAUCACAAAGCGUGUGCUUGCACCAAUGAUACAGUGUAUCAAGCUACACGAGGGCCCUCAGAAUGCGAUCAACAAGCGCAAGCGACGCAUUGUGGAUUUCGCCAAGUGCAAGUCUGAAGAACGCCGUGGCGUCAAGCCAGACAAGAAGACGGUAGAAGCAUCAGAUCAAUAUGUGGCGUUGAAUGAGACGCUGAAGAUUGAUCUGCCAAAGCUCUACAACUUGACGGCGCAGCUGGUCCAGAACACACUGCACUGUUUCCUUGACAUCCAGCUCAAGUGGCAUAACACGUGGGAGAGGAAGCUGCAACCACUUCUGGAUGCUGUUGACAUACCGAAGAGCAUCCAAGACAUCGAGCCGGCCUUCAAGCCAGACUAUGCGGAGGUUGAGAAGAGUUUGCAUCAGCUGUCGAUCUGCAAUGGCACAUUGAAGAUCGAGGCAGCGAACUUCCUGUCACCAACACCGACACCGUACGCCGAUGAUAGCACAUCUCGUCGUCCAUCGAACCUUGACAAGCGGACACUUUCGGUCGGCAGUGAGGCGUCAACGGCGCCCAACACAAGGCGUCACAGUGGCAUCUACUCGACAGCUACCGAUAUGAUGCCACUCAUCCUGAACUUGGAUGGUCGCAUCCGAUCGAACUCGUCGAUGUCAAGCCGUACUGCAGUGUCACAGACGCCAGCCUCAACGCAAAGCAAUCAACGACCAUGGUCCAACCAGCAGACACCUAGCUCUUCUUUCACAACUAGCAGACCUACAACUGCCAACACGCCUGUUAUUACUGGCGCCUUUCCCUCGUUCUCACGCCAGAGCUCUGACAACCAACGCGUAUCCCGUGGCUCAGACGCCACUUAUUUCACGCCUAGGCCUGGCAAGAGCGAGGACAACCACCGAUAUUCUGGCCUCUUCAACUCCGCACUACCUCCGGAAGUGCAGGUCGCAUCACAAGAGACAGCAUCUUCGUCCAAAGCGGCACCAGAGGACACCGAGGUCAUGUUUGUCUGCGCCAGCUUGUUCGAAUUCAGUAUCGACAAGACUCGCAAGGAAGCUGGCUACCCGUACCUGCAGUACGUCCAAGGCGAAGUCUUCGAUGUCGUCGCGCAGAAAGGCGAGCUGUGGUUGGCGAAGAACCAGGAUGAUGCUAACAAUGAACUUGGCUGGAUCUGGGAACAACAUUUCAUCAUUCUUUCAAGCGAGAGCUAA